Messenger RNA from Hirsutella rhossiliensis, 2886 nucleotides. RefSeq names its product clathrin and VPS domain-containing protein. The record is from RefSeq and is a predicted model, not a curated record. NCBI's taxonomy places the organism in Eukaryota, Fungi, Ascomycota, Sordariomycetes, Hypocreales, Ophiocordycipitaceae. Gene Ontology annotation, molecular function: protein binding; protein-macromolecule adaptor activity. Gene Ontology annotation, cellular component: HOPS complex; endosome. The transcript is spliced from 8 exons. Gene Ontology annotation, biological process: endosome organization; organelle fusion; vacuole organization. The coding region runs from base 1 to 2886 and encodes 961 amino acids.
AUGGCCGUCUCGUGGAAGUCGUUUGACUUCUUCAACGUUUCGCCCGUCGCCCUCGCCGACGACGACGCCCGUCAGCUCUUCGAGAGCAACGAGAUAUCGAGUGUCUGCGAGGGCUCCGACAGCCUCUUUGUCGGCUCCAACCAUGGCUCCGUCAGCAUCAUCGGCAAGAGCUGGAAUGUCCUCAGGAGCUUUCAGGCCCACGAUGUCGGCCGCAUCACACAUAUGCGGCAGGUCGAGGGCACCAGCGUCUUGGUGACCGUGGCCGAAGACCUGAGCAGCGAACCGGUGCUCAAGGCUUGGGCCCUGGACAAACUGGUCAAGAAGACCAACAUGCCCACCUGCUUGAGUACCCUGACCAUCAACAACGGCAGGCGUCAGUACCCGAUAUCGGCCUUUGCGGCGCUCGACGACCUUUCGCAGAUUGCCGUCGGCUUCGGCAACGGCGCCGUUACCGUCAUUCGCGGCGACUUGAUUCACGAUCUCGGCACCAAGCAGCGCAUCGUCUUCGAGUCGGAAGAACCAGUCACGGGCGUGCAGCUCGCCACCGACGAGAAGCUGACCACCCUGUUCGUCUCCACCACGUCACGCAUCAUCAAGCUGGGCCUGUCGAGAAAGGGCCAAGGCCUGCCGCCCAAGACGGUUGAGGAUGCAGGAUGCGCCGUCGGCUGCAUGACCCUAGACCGCAACACUGGUCAGGUCGUCGUGGCUCGCGAGGAUGCCAUAUACACCUACUCGCUCGACGGGAGGGGCCCGCCCCGAGCCUAUGAGUCGCCCAAGAGCCUCAUCUCGCUGUACAAAAACUACGCCGCCCUGGCAUGUCCGUCUUCGGGCGCGAGCGGAAGGGAUCCUGAAGCCAUGAGGCGGCGCUUCGGCGGCGGGGCGACCGAUGCCCUCUUCAACGCUUCGUCGUUUGUCCUCCUGGACGCUGACCUUCGGGUGAUUGCUCACACAGAGACACUGAUUUCUCCCGUUCGUUUCAUCUUUGGCGUCUGGGGAGAUCUGUUUACAAUCAAUCAAGACGGGAAAGUCUAUCAAUAUCACGAGAAGUCACUGCAGCAACGACUGGAGAUGUUGUACCAAAGAAACAUGUUUCCGCUCGCCCUCGAACUCGCCCGCAACUCGGGUCUGGACAGUAAACAGCAGAGCUUCAUCUAUCGCAAGUUUGGCGACCACCUCUACCAAAAGGCAGACUAUGACGGGGCCAUGGCGCAGUACAUUCGCGCAAUGGACACAACUGAGCCGUCGCAGGUUAUCCGCAAGUUCCUCGACACCCAGCGAAUACACAAUCUCAUUCAGUACUUGGAGCAGUUGCACGAGCAGAGAAGAGCGACGUCCGACCACACCACGCUCCUGCUCAACUGCUAUGCCAAGCUCAAGGACAUUGAGAAGCUGGAAAAGUUCAUCAAAUCCCCCGGCGACCUCAAAUUCGACCUGGACACGGCCAUUGCCAUGUGUCGCCAGGGCGGGUACUACGAGCAGGCGGCGUACUUGGCCAAGAGGCACGGCGAAACGGAGCUUGUCGUCGACAUCUUGAUAGAGGACUCAAAGAGCUAUGCCGAGGCGCUGGACUUUAUCUGGCGUCAAGAUCCGGAAGUUGCUUACCCCUGUCUCCAAAAGUACGCUCGUGUGCUCAUCGAAAACUGUCCCAAGGCGGCGACCUGUCUCUUUGUGGAUUAUUAUACGGGCAAGUACAGACCAAAGCGUGCCUUGGCCGCCGUGCGGGACGGCGAGACGCCGCCAUCUGCGACGCCCUCGGCCAUCGGGAUCGCAGGGGAGCCCACUGGCGAAGCAGAGGCGGGGGUGGCGGCAGCAGCAGCAGCAGCAGCCGGGGACCGCGACGACGACCCGGCACCAAAGUAUACGCCUCCACCGCCUCGGAACGCGUUCUCGUCCUUCAUCGACCACCCCGACGAGUUUAUAGUCUUCCUCGAGGCCUGUUUGGAGGAAAAGGAGCUACAGGCCUCGGACAAGACCGACUUGUACACUACGUUGUUUGAGAUGUACCUGCAAAAGUCAAGUGACAAGAAUGCGCAGCGCGACAAGGAGGCGUGGGAAGACAAGGCCAAGAAGCUCAUCGAGGGAGAGCAUGUGCCCAUGGAGAGCUCAAACGUCCUGCUCUUGUCACACCUCUCCGACUUUAAACAAGGCACCGUCUUGGUCAAGGAGCAGGCCGGCCUGCUGUUUGACAUUUUCAGAUCUUACACGUCGGCCAAGGACACGAGGGGUGCGAUGAAGGCACUGCACAAGUACGGCCCGGGGGAGCCGCAGCUGUACCCUGCGGCACUGGCCUACCUCGCGUCGGACCCGCGGGUGCUCGAGGAGGCGGGGCCAGAGGAACUGGCGGGCAUCCUGUCCAAAAUUGACAAGGACAGGCUCAUGGCUCCCCUGCAGGUGAUCCAAACCCUGGUCGGACAUUCGUCAGGCCGCGGGGUGGCGACGAUGGGCAUGGUCAAGCCGUACCUGCACGAGACCAUUACACGCGAGCGCCGAGAGAUAGCGACGAACCGGCAUCGCAUCGACACGCUGCGUACCGACACGGAGAAGAGGCGCUCGGAGCUGGCGGACCUGGGGACCAAGCCGGCCGUGUUCCAGGCGACGCGGUGCUCCGACUGCGGCCAAGGGCUGGACCUCCCGGCGGUGCACUUUCUCUGCAAGCACAGCUUCCACCAGCGGUGCCUGCGAGGCGGAGGGGACGAGGAGCGGAUGGAGUGCCCCAAGUGUGCGGGGGAGAAUGAGGUGAUUCGGAAGAUGAGGGAGGGGCAGAGAGAGACUGCGGGGAGGCACGAGCUAUUCAAGGGCGACUUGGAGAGGAGCGAAGACCGGUUUUCUACGAUUGCGCAGUGGUUCUCGCGGGGCGUCAUGGAUGUCGGGCGGGACCCGGAGUAG